Molecule: messenger RNA, 2595 nt
Organism: Scleropages formosus (Asian bonytongue)
Lineage: Eukaryota; Metazoa; Chordata; Actinopteri; Osteoglossiformes; Osteoglossidae
Product: PDZ domain-containing protein GIPC1
Exons: 7
Coding region: 400-1404 (334 amino acids)
Molecular function (GO): protein binding
Source: RefSeq, a predicted model, not a curated record
ACAAGUGAAGUGAGACAGAAUCAAGCAACGAUGUCAAAAUGUGAAUCCAAACGACACGUGACGUCACACGGACUCCGAGGGGGAAACAACACACGCCGCCGGGCAAUAGCUUUUUAAGGCUCACAACUGGAAUGAAAGCAAACAGCCGUGAUUCUGGCUCCCGCUCCAGUCAGUCACUCAGCGUCGCACUGUGACCGUGACUGUUCUGCUGCGGUCGUGUUUUCUUGCCGAACUUCACUUGUCCGCACUGACGGACUCAGGAUGGAGCCCGGCCGGGGAGUAAGUGCAUCGCUCUGGAAACCACUGUGAGGACCGGUACCAUCGCUGGCUGUGCUCUGGGCUAUCUGAGCCACAGCCCAUCACACCAGGACAGUAGGACACCCCACCCUCGUGUGGACGAUGCCCCUGGGGCUGGGGAGAAGGAAAAAGGCUCCUCCGCUAGUGGAGAAUGAGGAGGCGGAGCCAGUCCGGGAGGGGCUGAAUGUGACUGGAAUGGAAAGCGCAGAUGGACUUACCGGCGGAGGUAGCAUUGUACAGGGCUCUGGGCUGCCCCCCCCUCCGGCCAGCCUCCGACCUCGUCUCAUCUUCCAUACCCAGCUGGCCCAUGGCAGUCCCACAGGGCGAAUUGAGGGCUUCAGCAAUGUACGGGAGCUCUACACCAAGAUUGGUGAGGCCUUUGCCAUCACCCCAUCGGAGAUCCUGUUCUGCACUCUGAAUACACACAAGGUGGACAUGGACAAGUUGCUCGGAGGGCAGAUUGGGCUCGAAGACUUCAUUUUUGCCCACGUUAAAGGUCAGAAGAAGGAGGUGGAAGUGUUUAAGGGCGAGGACGCUUUGGGGCUCACCAUCACUGACAAUGGAGCCGGAUACGCCUUCAUCAAGAGAAUACGGGAAGGCAGUGUCAUAGAUCGCAUCCAGGUGAUCAGCGUCGGGGACAUGAUUGAGUCCAUCAAUGGGAAGAUUCUCAUUGGCUGUCGACACUACGAAGUUGCUAAGAUGCUGAAGGAGCUGCCCAAAGGGCGGAACUUCCUGCUCAAGCUGGUGGAGCCCAUGAAGGCUUUUGACAUGAUCAGCCAGCGAGGUGGCGGGGGCCGGGGGGCUGUGCUGCUGGGGACAGGGCGGGGCACUCUGCGCCUGCGGUCCAAAGGGCCCGCUACGGUCGAGGAACUGCCCACAGCGUUUGAGGAAAAGGCCAUUGAGAAGGUGGAUGACCUCCUGGAGAGCUACAUGGGGAUCAGGGACAGUGAACUGGCGGCCACCAUGGUGGAGCUGGGGAAGGACAAGCGGAACCCCGACGAGUUUGCGGAAGCCCUGGACGAGACACUGGGGGACUUUGCCUUCCCGGACGAGUUCGUGUUCGACGUCUGGGGUGCAAUCGGUGAUGCGAAGGUCGGCCGGCUGUAGCUGUGGCAGUAGCAGGGCGCAGAAGGGCAGCGUGUUUCAGUACCUGCAUCCAAGGGCAGGUACCAACAGCUAGCACUGGUGCAAACAUGCCUCUAGAUGUCACCCCGAAUCCCUCGUUGGGUGUAACUGGGUUUUGUUGCAUUCUUUUUGCUGGGAGACAAAGAAGCUGAAGAUGGAGCGAGUGUCUUAUUUUCUAAGAGUAAGAGUCCAGCCAAGUGUCUACGUCACUGCACACAGAAGGCAGACAUAGUGUUACUGAUGGGACUUUGCUUUACACUAGAGACCGCAUUAUUUACAAGGGCAGAGAAGCCGCUCCAUAACUGUGUGUGUGUCCAUCAGCACAGGGCUCCAUGUGCGUCACCUGUUGGACCUGGAAGGCGGUUCUGAGGUGGAUGCGCACAGGCUGCCCUAUAGUGCAUUCUAUCAUACUCUUCCCCGGCAAUGGUUGUACAAAUGACUAUAUUCUGUGUUUUUGACCAUGGUGAGAUGCUGAAGGGAUGGUGUGGAAGACCCACAGAGACAGUUCAUUUAGAGAGACACGAUUUUGACUGCACUUUCUUCAGAAACACUGAUGGACAAUCAGUUUAGACCGUGACCUAGUCUGAGACCCAACUGAGACAAAAUACCUCAAGCAUGACCACAAACAUAGACUGAAGAGCCACACUAAUAAAUCUUGGUCCUCACUGUGCUGUGCUGUACUGUACUGUGUUGUGGUGUGCUGCACACAUGGUUUUUCGUAUGGAACUGAAAAUGAAUCUCAAAAUCCCUUUGUCUAUUGUGUUGUUUUCCUGCUCUGCGGAUGGAAUUGAAGAAACACCCAAACAAGGUGGCCUCCGUUACUGUACGUUCAGACAUACUAACCAAACGCAAGACCCUGUGAUGCGUUGGUCACGUUUUUAAAAUUUAAAUAUCUCAAUAGUCCACACAGUUUUCUAUCUUUAUAAUGGGCUUGUUACAAUUCUUUUGAAAUUUGUGAAAUUAUCAAUUAUUUCUUGUAGUAGAGAUCAUGUUUCAGCUGGUGACUGAAUCUCAUGCAGACUGUGGCAGAUGGUGGUUUUGAUAGGUGACAGUAUUAAUUACAUUUAUAUUUACAGCACUGUUUCCAUAAUGUGAUAUUUUUUCUUAAUGGUGAACAGAGACGUUUUUCUUAGGGAGGAAAAAAUAAUAAAUGCUAAAUUAACUAAGUGUGUG